UCCUCCGAGUUAGUAUGCAUGCGAUGCUUUUAGAGGUGUUUUCGCGUUGCGCCCACUACGCUGUCUUUAAAAAAAUCAGUUAUUAUUUUGUAUGAAUUCCAUUUUGCUAGUAUGUUUAAUUAACAAUGAACACCAGACAUGGUUAGCGAGUGGUGGGCGCUGAUGGUGUUGAUGUUGUCUGUAGCCUACGGACACGCGCCUUGUCAACAAUCAUACGGCGGGUGUAGAUACAACGAGCCCUUCGUUCCCGCGCCUGUCGGUCAAGUCCCCAGGUGCGUCCAGAAUUAUCACGGUGACGUCACAUUUUGUGAAACCAUCGAUAGAUAUCCAGAACAGUUAAUAAGUUACCUGGUUAAAAAAUCGGAUAAGAACUUUAAAUCUUUUUUCAACGAAGAAAAACUUGUCGACAGACCAUAUUAUCAGAAUCAGAAUAUAAAUAAUUAUCAUAAUGGUUAUGGCAAUUACCAUGAUUAUCAAAACGAUACCCAACACGAAUUUGUCGGCUAUCCGGAUAGAACAUACGUUUUACCUGAAGUGUCCUUAACAGAGUCACCGAUCAUAGAUCAAAAUCGACAUCUAACUUCCAAUGCCAAUCAUGGAGGUGUAUAUAAUAGAAGAAAAAGACAAGAUGAUGUUCAAUUAUGCCAAGUUAAAACCAACAAUAUAUUUCCUAAAGCAGCAUUAAACACUCAAGGUGAAUGGAAAUAUGUAGUUAAUAUGGUACGCAUCUCGUCUGAUAUGUAUACACAAUCCAUAAAAUCGGAAAUCUGCGCGGAACCGGAUCAGCCGUGCAACGGAAUCUGCGAUACACCUCUUGGUUUCAGUACAUCGUGUAAACAGAAAUUUGUUCAAAAACGGUUGGUAGCAUUGCAAGGGACCGGAGAUAAUUUGUACGUGGACGUUUUUUGGUUUCCACAUUGCUGCUCUUGUAACAUAGCCAGAGUUGAACAAUAGUAGUAAAAAAAAAAUACCUACCUGUAUAUUAUAUUUUUGCAACUGGCGUUUUUCUCCUAGGAAAAGACCACUCCUCCCCAAAAAAAGAAAUUUUAUGAUUUCCUUUACUGCAUUAAUAGGUACUAUUAAUAUAUAAAAUUGUAUACAUUAGUUUGUUGUGUCAAAAGCCAAUAUUUUAUUAUGAUAUGUAGGUACUAUAUAUUGCAUUAUGAAUAAUGCGAUUUAAUAGUAGUCACGGAAUAUUCAAAUGAUUAAUAUUUACUCAUAGUUAUUUCAUCCGUAAUUAAACAUGUUAUAUAUUAUUUAUGACUUGU
Molecule: messenger RNA, 1268 nt
Organism: Melanaphis sacchari
Lineage: Eukaryota; Metazoa; Arthropoda; Insecta; Hemiptera; Aphididae
Gene: spz5
Exons: 6
Coding region: 139-954 (271 amino acids)
Biological process (GO): innate immune response; regulation of Toll signaling pathway; central nervous system formation
Cellular component (GO): extracellular region
Molecular function (GO): Toll binding; growth factor activity
Source: RefSeq, a predicted model, not a curated record